AUGCACAAGUGGGGUUCAGACGAGCGGAUAUCGCGUCUUCUCUCUAUCACCCCCCUCUCUCUCUUCUCUUUUUUGUUUCCUUCUUUUGUUUCUUUCUGUCUCAUCUGUUCAUUAUCUAUCUAUCUAUCUAUCUAUCUAUCUAUCUAUCUAUCUAUCUAUCUAUCUAUCUUAUAUUUCCUUACUAGCUAUCUAUCUAUCUAUCUAUCUAUGUAUCUAUCUAUCUUAUAUUUCCUUACUGGCUAUAUACCUAUCUAUAUAUAUUUUUUAUCUAUCUAUCUAUCUAUCUAUCUAUCUAUCUAUCUUUCUUUCUUUCUUAUAUUUCCUUACUAUCUAUCUAUCUAUCUAUCUAUCUAUCUAUCUAUCUAUCUAUCCUUAGUAUGUAUCUAUCUUAGUCUGUUCAUUAUCUAUCUAUCUAUCUAUCUAUCUAUCUAUCUAUCUAUCUAUCUUCCAAAUUGUUUUUUUUAG
Molecule: messenger RNA, 465 nt
Organism: Acanthosepion pharaonis
Lineage: Eukaryota; Metazoa; Mollusca; Cephalopoda; Sepiida; Sepiidae
Source: the annotation of a GenBank genome assembly